This is a messenger RNA of Colletotrichum lupini, 1032 nucleotides long. RefSeq lists its product as uncharacterized. The record is from RefSeq and is a predicted model, not a curated record. NCBI's taxonomy places the organism in Eukaryota, Fungi, Ascomycota, Sordariomycetes, Glomerellales, Glomerellaceae. The transcript has 5 exons. The coding region runs from base 1 to 1032 and encodes 343 amino acids.
AUGGUGACGAUGAACCAUGACUACACCAAAGGUCAGAUGAUCGGCCUGGCGAUUGGGUUUAUGAUCAUUCCUACAGUGUUCUAUGGACUUCGCGUCUGGGCGAAGCUACUCGUCAAAAGAUUUGCAUGGGACGACUACCUAACCGGAGCAGCGCUCCCCACGUUCCCCGACGGCUCUCCAAUUAUGGAUGAUCCAGGGUUGAUAUUCUUCGAAGAGACAAAGUUUGCACUUAAUAUGAUUUCAAUCCCGGGCUUAGGGCUCGUCAAAUCAUCCAUUCUCGUGUUGUAUUACACCCUCUUCCCAAGCCAAAGGUUUCGCUACGUCGUCUUUGGGGUACUAGCCUUUGUGAUCGGAUGGACGGUCAGCUUCUUCUUCUCCCAUCUCUUUACUUGUUUCCCCAUCACGGUGUUCAUCGAGCCCUACUAUGGCAACUCGUGUGUUCAGACGGUACCGAUGUUCCUUGCGCUUCUAUUCACCGACGUCAUUGCCGACUUUGUCAUCCUCGUACUACCUGUCGCGAUGGUUCUCAAAGUCCAGAUGCCCCUCAAAAAGAAACUUGCAGUCAUCGCAAUGCUAGGACUUGGCGCUGCCGUCUGUGCCGUGAGUGUCACGAGAGUGGUAGCUACUUUUGCUAUCGCCGAAGAAUAUGUCAAGCAUCCUAACGAUGUCAUCUAUUACACCGCCCCCGUUUUCUUCUGGACCAACAUUGAACUGUCGCUGGCCAUUGUUUGCGCUUGUCUCCCAACACUCCGGCCAAUCUGGGUGCAUUUCUUCCCCAAGCCCAUUACGACAGGAAACGAUUCUUACGAGUACGGAUCAUCACGACGUAUUGGUGGAAAGAACAGUAUGAGAACACCGAGAACGCCAUAUGAAGAGCUCGAUGAAUUAGAAAUGAUUCGAAACGACGACAAGACGCGCUCAGGCUCCCCAGAAGGACGAGAGAUUCUGAGAGAGACGACGAUUCAUCAGACGAUUGAGCCUUCGGACAGCUCGAGUACUGCCAACUUAAGGACCAAUGGUGUUGGAUUAUGA